AUGGCGGCCGUGGCGGCCGAGCUGGACAACAUGGAACAGCAAAACAACAACAGCCCCUGGGAGAACCCCGACCCACGGGUUUGGGAUGACACCACGGCCACCGCCAAGCUCUUCGAGUGUUCCCGCAUCAAAGCCUUGGCCGAUGAGAGGGAUGCGGUGCAGAAGAAGACUUUCACCAAAUGGGUGAAUUCCCACCUCGCCCGUGUCUCCUGCCGUAUUGGGGAUCUCUACGCCGAUCUCCGUGAUGGCUACGUCCUCACCCGGCUGCUGGAGGUGCUCUCUGGGGAGCAGCUGCCCAAACCAACACGGGGCCGGAUGCGGAUCCACUCGUUGGAGAAUGUGGACAAGGCGUUGCAGUUCCUCAAGGAGCAACGGGUUCAUCUGGAGAACGUGGGCUCACACGACAUCGUGGACGGCAACCACCGCCUCACCCUCGGCCUCAUCUGGACCAUCAUCCUCCGCUUCCAGAUCCAGGUGAUCAAAAUCAAGACUGAAGACAACCGGGAGACACGCUCAGCCAAGGAUGCUCUGCUGCUCUGGUGCCAGAUGAAGACGGCGGGCUACCCUGAGGUGAACAUCCAGAACUUCACCACCAGUUGGAGGGAUGGGUUGGCCUUCAACGCGCUCAUCCACAAGCACAGGCCGGACCUCAUCGACUUCCACAAGCUGACCAAGUCCAACGCGACCUACAACCUUCAACAAGCCUUCAACACGGCCGAGCAGCAGUUGGGGCUCAGCAAGCUGCUGGACCCCGAGGAUGUCAACAUGGAGGACCCCGAUGAGAAGUCCAUCAUUACUUACGUGGUGUCCUUCUACCACUACUUCUCCAAGAUGAAGGCGCUGGCUGUGGAGGGGAAGCGCAUCGGGAAGGUUCUGGAUCAGGCUAUGGAGAUCGAGGCCAUCAUCGAGCGGUAUGAGGCACUGGCAGCCGAGCUGCUCGCCUGGAUCCAGCACACCAUCACCAUCAUCAGCAACCAGAAGUUUGCCAACUCCUUGACUGGGGUGCAGCAGCAGCUCCAAGCCUUCACCGCCUUCUGCACCCUGGAGAAGCCCGUCAAGUUCCAGGAGAAGGGGAACCUGGAGGUCCUGCUCUUCACCAUCCAGAGCAAGCUAAGAGCCAACAACCGCAAGCUCUACAUCCCCAGUGAGGGCAAGAGCAUCUCUGACAUCAAUAAGGCUUGGACCUGCCUGGAGAAGGCAGAGCAUGAGCGGGAGGUGUUGCUGCGUAAUGAGCUGAUCCGGCAGGAGAAGCUAGAGCUGCUGGCCCAGCGUUUCGACCACAAGGCUGUCAUGAGGGAGACGUGGUUGAAUGAGAACCAACGCUUGGUCUCGCAGGACAACUUUGGCUACGACCUGCCGGCAGUGGAGGCCGCUAUGAAGAAGCAUGAGGCCAUCGAGGCCGAUAUCUCCUCCUACCAAGAGCGCAUCCAGGUGGUGGUGGAGCUGGCCCUGGAGAUGGAGUCCGAGGGCUACUAUGACACCAAACGCAUCAGUGCCCAAAAGGACAACAUCCUUCGGCAGUGGGGGCUGUUGACUGAGCUGGUCCGUGCCCGUCGUGCCCGCCUCGAGCAGAACCUGGCCUUGCAGAAGAUCUUCCAGGAGAUGGUCUACAUGAUUGACUGGAUGGAGGAGAUGCAGGUGCUGUUGGUCUCUAAGGAUUUGGGGAAGCAUCUUCUGGAGGUUGAGGACCUGCUGCAGAAGCACGGGCUGCUGGAGGCCGACAUCUCUGCCCAGACCGACCGGGUGCAGGCGCUCAACGCCGCUGCGCUCAAGUUCUCAGAGCUGGAGGGCUACCAACCCUGCGACCCCCAGAUCAUCUGCAACCGGGUCAAUCAUGUCCAGACGUGUCUGGAGGAGCUGGGGGAGCUGGCGGGCAAGAGACGCAAGGAGCUGGAGGACUCCCGCCAGCUUUGGGCCUUCUUCCAGGAGAUGGAAGAGGCUGAGGCGUGGAUCCGCGAGAAGGAGCAGAUCCUGGCCGCCAAGACGUGUGGCCGGGACCUGAGCAGCGUCUUGACGUUGACCAACAAGCACAAGAGCAUGUUGGGUGAGCUGGGAAGCCGACGGGCUCUGUUGCACCAGACCAUGAAGAGGGGCGAGCAGAUCUUGGCCAAGAAACGCUUCAGCCCUAGUGGGAUCCAGGAGAAGAUCCGGGAGGUUCGCCUCCGCUGGAAGAAGCUGGAGGAGGUGACGGGGUUGCAUCAACAACGGUUGCAGGAGGCCCUCAACUUCUUCCAGUUCAGCGCCGAGACAGAUGACUUGGUAGCCUGGUUGCAGGACACCUACCGCAUCGUCUCCAGCGAUGACUUCGGCCACGAUGACUAUUCCACCCAAGCUCUUCUGCGGAAGCACCGGGCAGUGGUGGAAGAGGUGGAGAAACACCGGGCGGCCGUGUUGGCCCUCCGGAAGCAGUUGGCUCUUCUGGCACCUGAGCACCGUCAAGGGGUUGACGUGCAGAUCCGGGUGGUGGAGGUGGAGCAGCUCUACGGGGAGGUGGCUGAGGUAGCCGUGCUGCGGCAGCAGUGGUUGCAGGACGCUUUGGCCGUCUACCGUAUGUUCAGCGAGGUGCACGCCUGCGAGGUCUGGGUGGAUGAGAAGGAGCAGUGGUUGGAGAGGAUGGAGGUGCCGGAGGAGUUGGAUGAGGUUGAGGUGGUCCAGCAUAGGUUUGAGAGCCUGGACCAGGAGAUGAACAGCGUCAUGGGACGAAUCUUGGAUGUCAACCAGGUGGUGCAGCAGUUGGUGGAUGGGGGUCACCCCAGCUCAGAGGAGGUCCGCUCCUGCCAGGACCACCUCAACAGCAGGUGGAAUCGGGUGGUGGAGCUGGUGGAGCACAAGAAGAGCCAGCUCAGCUCUGUCCUGAAGAUCCAGAACUACCUGCUGGAGUGCGGCGAGAUGAAGGCGCAGGUGCGGGAGAAGAGAAAAGCCAUUGAAGCCACGCAAUCAGGAGGCGGCGACCUGGGCGGUGUGUUGGCCUUGCAACGCCGCCUCUCCACCAUGGAGGCAGCUCUGGUGGUCUUGGAACCUCGGUUGGUGGAGCUUCAACGGGAAGGCGAAGCCUUGGCUGCCUCCCACCCUGGGCGAGCCCUGGAGAUCCUGCUGCCCUUCGAGCAGAUCAGCGAGGAGUGGGAGGCCCUGAAGCGGGCGCUGCAAGGUUGUGAGGACUCUUUGACCGUUGCCGGUCGCUUGCAACAGUUCAUCCAAGACUUGGACAACUUCCUCAGUUGGUUGGUGAAGACUCAAGCUGCCGUAGCCUCCGAGGAGGUGCCGGAUAGCUUGGCCGAAGCGGAGAGGUUGUUGAACCAACACGUGGCCCUCAAAGAGGAGAUCAACGGCUACGAGGAGGACUAUGCCAAGAUCCAAGCGGCCAGCGAUCUGUUGGCCUUGGAGGAGACGGAGGUCCCCUACCUCUCGUUGCAGCAGUGGUUGCAGAAGCUGGAUGCAGGCUGGGGCAAGCUGCUGCAGAGCUGGGAGACACGAAGAGAGGUGCUGGUGCAAUCUCAUGUCUUCCACCUCUUCCUCCGGGAUGUCCAGCAAUGCGAGACCAGCCUCUACAACCAGGAGUCCACCCUGGUCCAUGCUGAGCUCCCUGACACGGUGGAAGGGGUGAGCAACGCCAUCAAGAAGCACAAGGACUUCACCACCACCAUGGACCUCAACCUGCAGAAGAUCCAACUGGCUCUACAAGCUGGUGAGAGCCUCCAACGUCAAGGCAACCUCUACAGCGACCGCGUGGCUGAGGCGAUGGAGAGUCUCCGUGCCAAGAGCCAACGCAACUACCAGCUGGCUAAGGAGUGGAUGCAGCGGCUUGAGGACCACCUUGAGCUGCAGCGGUUCCUCCAGGACUGCCACGAGGCUCUGCGGCAUCACGCCAAUGCCACCAUCAUCCUCAUCCUCAUCCUCCUCUUCUUCGCCUUCUUCACUGUCAUCCUCCUCUUCCUCCUCGCCGAAGGUGAAGAACUUCUCCUCACCAAACCCGAAUUAGCUGACGCUGUUCGGCGUCAACUGGAAGAGUUACGGCAAUGUUGGGUAGAGUUGGAAACCACCAGCCAAGCCAGGAGCCGCCGGUUGGCAGAAGCCGCCGCCGCCGAGCGCUUGGCACGGAGUUACGCCGACAUGGAGGCGCGGUUGGGGAGGCUGGAGGAGCAGCUGGAGACGGUGGGGGCAGGAGCCGACCUUCUUAGCGUCAGCAGGCAGCUCAAGAGGUUGCAGACGAUGGAGUCGCAGGUGGAGGAGUGGUACAAGGAGGUGGGGGAGCUGCAGGUGCAGGCAGCGGCGCUGCCCCCACAGGCAGCAGGCAGGCAGGCGGUGGGGGAGCGGCAAAGCGCAGUGGGGACCCGUAUCGUCCGCCUGAUCGAGCCCCUCAAGGAACGUCGGAGAAUCCUGUUGGCUUCCAAGGAGGUUCAUCAAGUCAGCCAUGAGCUGGAAGAUGAGGUGCUGUGGGUGCAGGACCGCCUGCCCUUGGCCACGCUGAAGGACCAUGGCACCAACCUGCAGACGGUCCAGCAGUUCAUCAAGAAGAACCAGAACCUCCGCCGGGAGAUCCAGGUCCACCGACCUCGCGUGGACGAGGUGCUGGAACGUGCCGCAGCCGUUGCCUCCAUCAAAAGCCCCGAAGCCGAAGGGGUCCGACGUCUCCUGGAGCGUUUGGGGACGAUGUGGGGGGAGCUGCAGGAGCAGGCAGAGCGCAGGCAGCAAACCUUGGAUGCCACCUACCAACUGGAGCAAUACUACUUUGACGUGGCCGAGGUGGAGUCGUGGUUGGGCGAGCAAGAGCUGCUGUUGAUGAGCGAGGAGAAGGGGAAGGAUGAGCAGAGCACCCUACAACUCCUCAAGAAGCACCUCCUGACGGAGCAAACAGUGGAGAACUAUGAGGAGACCAUCGCCCAACUCUCUCGCCAAUGCCGUGCUCUUCUAGAGUUGGGCCACCCUCAAAGCGAACAGGUCAGCAGGCGGCAGUCGCAGGUUGACCGGCUGUACGUGUCUCUGAAGGACCUGGUGGAGGAACGCAAGGCCAAGUUGGAGCAGCAAUAUUGGCUCUACCAGCUCAACCGCGAGGUGGACGAGCUGGAGCAUUGGAUCGCUGAGAAGGAGGUGGUGGCCGGCUCACCGGAGCUGGGACAGGACUUCGAGCAUGUCACACUACUCCAGGAGAAAUUCCUGGAGUUUGCCAGCGAGACGGGCAGCGUUGGGCAGGAGAGGAUUGCCGCCGUCAACCAAAUGGUGGACGAAUUGAUUGACUACGGGCAUGCUGAUGCUGCCACCAUUGCUGAAUGGAAGGAUGGGGUCAACGAAGCUUGGGCAGAUCUUCUGGAGCUGAUGGAGACCAGGGCACAGAUGUUGGCAGCUUCCCAUGAAUUGCACAAGUUCUUCAAUGAUUGCAAAGAGGUUUUGGGGCAAAUCGAGGAGAAAAGGCAACGCCUGCCUGAACUGGCAGCCCGUGAGGGCAGGACGUCGGCCGGAGCCUUGCAACGGGCAUUGGGUGCCUUCGAGCACGAUGUGGAGGUGUUGGUGACCCAAGUCCGGCAGCUACAAGAGGGUGCGGCACAGUUGAGGACCCUCUAUGCCGGGGACAAUGCCGAAGCCAUCGCCGGGAGGGAGCAGGAGGUGCUACGGGCAUGGAAGGAGCUCUUGGCGGCGUGUGAGGAGUGCCGGCUCCAUGUCGCCAGCGUCGCUGAUAAGAUCCGCUUCGUCGGCACCGUGAGAGACCUUCUCGCCUGGAUGGAUGGUGUCCUCUGCCAGAUCGGCGCUGGAGAGAAGCCCAGGGACGUCUCCUCGGUGGAGCUGCUGAUGAACGACCACCAAGGGCUCAAGAGCGAGAUAGAAGCUCGCGGCAAGAGCAUCGCCGCUUGCCUGGAGCUCGGCAAGAACCUCAUCCUCAGCAAGAGCCCUGCAGCCGAUGAGAUCAAAGCCCAUGUGGAGAAGCUGCUUGCGAAGAAGAAGGAGAUGAUGGAGAAGUGGGACAAGCACUGGGAAUGGCUGCAGCAGAUGCUGGAGGUGCACCAGUUCGCCCAGGAGGCGGUGGUGGCCGACGCUUGGCUGACGGCCCAGGAGCCUUUGCUCAAGAGCCAAGAGCUGGGCAGCAGCGUGGACGAGGUGGAGCAGCUGAUCCGGCGGCACGAGGCUUUCCGGAAGGCAGCCGCUGCUUGGGAGGAGAGGUUCAGUUCCCUGAGACGGCUCACCACGAUCGAGAAACUGAAAGCAGAGCAGAACAAGCAGCCACCAACACCGCUCCUGAGCCGCAAAUUUUUGGGGGAACCCCCAGGGGGGUCAACACCAUCGCCGGGGGGGUCCGAGCGCCUGGAAAGCCGCCGGCUAGAGCCCCGCGUUGCCUAUGUGCGCCAUGAGCUCCGUCCUGAGCGCCUACAGCCCAAGCUUGACCGUGUCCAGGGACCUCCCGGGGAUGGGGGUCCCGUGGGGGACCCAACCCCCCCUACCACCGCCGGUGAGACACCGGUGCCCCCCAGAACCGAAGAGCCUGGGGAGGCCAGGACAGGGCUGCUGGAACGGCGCCGGGAGCGGCGAGAGCGCCGGUUGGAACGGCAGGAAUCCAGUGAACCGGAGCUGCCGCGGCACGACGGCAAGGGUGGCGGCAAAGCCACCCUGGCUGACAUCGUGGAGCAGCUGCAGGAGAAGGAGGCGGGUGGCCCCUUGCCGGCUCCAGUGAGUCCCCUUGGCAUCCCCUUGCCCCGGGAGCGGGAGUCCCCCGCCCGCCUGCCCACCGGCCCAGAGGCAUUGCCGGAGAGAAUGCCGCGACCCGACCGACCCCGCGCCCGCGACCGCCCCAAACCCCGCCGACGUCCACGACCCAAAGACCCUGCUCAGGGUCCGGGGGAGACGCGGAGGUCGCGGUCAGCCCCGGCACAGGGCAGCGCCCCGCCGCCCCCGCCACCCCCCACCCACACGGUGCAGCACGAGGGCUUCCUCUUCCGCAAGCACGAGCUUGAUGGACCCAACAAGAAGGCAUCCAACAGAUCUUGGGUGAACCUCUACUGCGUCCUGAGCAAGGGUGACCUGGGCUUCUACAAGGAUGCCAAGGGUCAAGCGACGGGCAGCACUCACGGUGGUGAACCCCUCCUCAACCUCCACCACUCCACCAGCGAGGUGGCCAACGACUACAAGAAAAAGAAGAACGUCUUCAAGCUCAAGACCAGCGACGGGAGCGAGUUCCUCCUGCAAGCCAAGGAUGAGGAAGACAUGCGGGGGUGGCUGAGGGCGCUGGCCGCCUGCGCCCAGGAGCACGCCGAGGUGGCGCGGUGGAGCCAAGCUCUUCUCACCACCUCCUCCACUGACGAGGGCCUCCCCCGGCGGGAGGGCGACCGCCGCUCCAGCACCUCGGGGAGACGGAAGUGA
This is a messenger RNA of Haliaeetus leucocephalus (bald eagle), 7347 nucleotides long. It is a transcript of the gene SPTBN4, whose product is annotated as spectrin, beta, non-erythrocytic 4. The record is from RefSeq and is a predicted model, not a curated record. Gene Ontology annotation, biological process: actin cytoskeleton organization. NCBI's taxonomy places the organism in Eukaryota, Metazoa, Chordata, Aves, Accipitriformes, Accipitridae. Gene Ontology annotation, molecular function: structural constituent of cytoskeleton; phospholipid binding; actin filament binding. Gene Ontology annotation, cellular component: spectrin; plasma membrane; cell junction. The transcript has 34 exons. The coding region runs from base 1 to 7347 and encodes 2448 amino acids.